UGGUUGUAUGCACGUGACCAUGUGAGGGCAUUUCGAGAGGGAGAGCAAACUCUCCCCACUGUUGGCCGUACCAGGGCAUUAGGAGGCUCCGCCAUCCUCAAUAUUACCCUUAUUUUGUGAGGUGUUUUUGGUCCCUUAUUAUGAUUGUAUUUGUGUUUAAAUAAAUAAAUAUGUUAGCAGUAGAUGAACAUAAAUCGGUAAGUAGUCUAGUCUUGUGUAAAAUAGCUUGAGCUUACUUAUCUUUUGGCCACGAUUUUCAAAAGGUUGUUUGAAGGCACAAGUAGCUUUGGAAGUUAUUAGUCCAAUUUUUUUUUCGCAUGAACGUAUCCUUUUCUCAUUUAAUCAGGUUACAAAUACACUUAUUUGAUGUCUACAUCUUAUCGUUACACUUCUCUGUCAAAUUUAUACAGGUCAGAGAUCUGAAUGCAGUCGAACUUCAAGAUGUUUUAAACACUAAUAUUUCUUCAACGUUUUAUCACACUAUCGAAACAAGCUAUUGGAAAGCUGCACGACUUUCCAGGGGAUGGAUUUCAAUAUUUAGUUCAUUUUUUGCAUUUAAUGAUCCAUUUGCAAAAAAUGCACAUCAAUUUCUAAUUCAAUCUAAUACAGGAUGCAACAUCCUUUUCUGCUCCGGCCAAAUACGCUCAUCAAGCGAUAUAACUCUUGCAAAACACUUUGACUCUGAGAAUAUUAGUAUUGGUCAGGUUCUACUAGAUGCAUUUUCUAAGGAAAAGAACGUAAAUGCUGUUGUUAAUUUAAUCAAUUCUUUGAUUGGUUCUUUUGUACUUAUAUUUGUUAGCGUUGAAUCACACAGGGUUUAUUUCACUCGAGAUCCAUUCGGUCGUCAUUCUCUUGUUGCCAGAAAGUUUUCAGGACUACCUAGUGAAUUAUUUUGUAUCGAUUCAGUUUCAAGUAUUGUUAUUCCAAGCCAGUCUUCUUUUCCGGAAAUUAGUUUGGAUUCCCUUGUAAGCUAAUUUAUUUAUGUAACUGCUCAACAGUGGACUUUGCUACUUUAAUGUUCUGUUUUCACUAUUAUCAUAUCUUCAAUGUUUGUAUUCAUUUUUGAGUUUAUUAUUUUCCGUCCAAUUUCCUAAAAUAAUAGAUACUUUAAGUCUAAAUCUCCAAAUGUUCAUCCAGCUUAUUAACUGAAAGCGUAGUAGAAAACCUCACAUAUUUUUGUUUAAAAGUUCCCUAAGUUGCCUUAGAGCAUUUAAAUGAAUGUGUGGAAAAAGUGAUGACAUAAUUGUAAACGAAGCCAGCUUAGAAAUGUUACAAACUGGCAGGUAGAAUCGAUGUUCUCACAUCCUAAUCAGUCCGGAUUCAUUUUUUAUGAACUUCGCAAGACGAUCUUCUUUUUUUGGAUCGCCAUAAGCUGAAUAAAUAGGCUUGCUUCUGAUUUAGUUGAUCAGCAAUUACAUAUAUUAGUCAACAGCUUUAUUUCAUUGUCCUUCAAUGGAUGAAAUCUGCAUUUAAGUAUCUAUGUGUAUUCAGAUACCAGAUUGUUUUCUACCCUUUCUUUUUUGUCAUGUGGUUAUUUUUUUAUUUUGCGAUAAAAUGAUAACUAAUUCAUACUUUUCAAUCAGUUGAAAUAAUUUUUAUUUAGGAAAAAGAUGCAAAGGAUUGGUUUGAAAUACCUGCUUGUGGAAUAUUUGUAUCGAAAAUCGUCUGUGACAAUGGGAAUGUUUUUCUCUCAGAUAUUAAUCUAUAUCCUUGGUCUGAACAACAUUUACUUCUGUGCCCUUCAAAUAUCCCAUUUAAAGUUAAUAGAGUUUUGAAUGUAAAUCAAACUCAUUGUAAUAGCCUUUCUACAAAUAUGUGUAUACCCACAACUUUAAAAGAAGUACAACAAAAGUUUUUGGAUUUAUUAUCUGCUGUUAUACACGAUUCAGUUAACUUUGACUUGCUAUAUGAUACAAAUUACUCUUUCAAUGUAUCUGAUGUAUUAGACGAUAAUCGGUCAGGUUCUUUAUUCGGUUUACUGUUUAGUGGCGGUCUAGACUCAUCUGUUAUCGCAGCAUUACUUGACAGGUCUGUCAGUUACACAUCACUUUUUCAUGUGGUAUGUUUUUUCUCCCUAAAUGGGAAUUCAUUUUCAAAUUUGAAAAAUUGCUAGUAUUUGUUGCCACGACAAUCCUUAUAGUUUACAUAAAGUGAAAUAAUUAAGAACUAUUAGUGUAAAAAAUUAAAUAACGAAACAGCUACAUCAUAUAAGAACCUGAAACUGUUAGUGUUACUCCACUCAAUCAUUUCUAAUUCAAUUGGCGCAGCAGGAUAUUGUUUACAUUUUCGCUCACAAAUCCGUCGACAUUGAGUGAAUUUCACAAGGUUUUAGGUUGUAAACAUAUUAAGCAAACUUAUAUUCAACCUCUUCAACUAUCGAAUUAAAGGCUUGAACCCUGCUUUACUGAAUUCGGAUUCGUUAACUGGAUAGUAUCACUAUUCCUCAUAUAAUAGUGUGACCCAGAGCUAAUUAUAGAAACUUAUACUUGGUUAUUAAAUCUGUAGAUAAUUUGUGUGUGCAAAGUCAUUGUGAUUCAUAAAUUUUGAGAGUAAACGAGAUGCCACUGAUUAAUAAAGAUAUUACUGGGUUGUAUAAGUAUUAUCCCAAGUUUUGUUGUUAAUUUUUCAUUUUAAUGAAAGUGAUAUGAAGACAAACCAGCGUAACGAAUUUUUCUUUUGACGAUCUCAUCUACUGAAGCCUUACGAUAAUAUUUUUGGCGAUCUAAUAAAUAUAUUAAUCUAUUGGAAAAUAGAUUAUCUUAUUUUGUGCGAAACUUGACCUACCACAAAAAUGGUUCAAAGGUCAAAGUACAAGAGUAGAAUUUAAAAAAAUUACGGGUCAGGAAGAAAUGUGUGAUGGUUGUUCACUUGACAAGUGUGAGAAAGAAAUAAAGUGCGUGGUGAUAAUAGCGGCUGAAUAGUGGUUACAAAAAUUUGCGAGAACUAUGAGAACUAACUAAUUUGUAAAACGAAACAAGAGAAAAAGAUGGAAUAGAUGCUAGGGGUGUAGUAAAAUAAGAGAUUACACUUGAUUGUUUUGGACAGAGAUUUUGUAAAGCCUCUAGGUUGGGCACAUUUUUAGUUCGUACUCCCUUAGAGCUUAUUCACUUGACUAUGUAAAUAAUUUUGAAAUGUAAUUCUAGUGGGACGUGAUCAGAAUUUGUUAAGUGAUGAGAGAUAUAGUCAUACAGUUUCAGGAAAUGAUGUCGUCAGGAAGAAGUUUCCUUCACUGAAUUAUCUUUAUCUCAGAUUUUUAAUUUUACUACUGAUUUACUUGUUUAAUGAUGCUGAGUUCUUACAAAACGUAACAUCCUAAAAUCAUCUUAAUUUACUAGUAUUUGGACUCUUGAUUGUUUUGGAAAUGUAGCCUUCUCAACGUAUCAUUAGUGUAACGAAAUCUUAAUUAAAUAUACUAAUACUAGCAGGCUAUGCUGUGGUGUUAAUUCUAACGCAAACAGUUGAAAAUACACUUUAUCUUACUAUGAAGUAAGAUACGGUAACUUGAACCUAUAUACACAUGUCUUAAGCUCUACGUUGUAUAUUACUGACUAACUGAAGAUACAGACUUCGAAUUCUGGAAAUGCUUGUGGUUAUAUUCCCGAUAUGCUCCUUCUGAAUUUAAACUGUAAAUCGUGUACAGGCUACCUAUAGCUACCCAUUUAGACUAUUAGUUCUCUUCUUUCAUUUCUUUACUGCACUGAUACAGAUAUUGAGUAAACUCAGAUCUUUGAUAAUGGAAAGACACACCAUUUACUCGUCAAUUAAUUUCAGUGAUCAUUUUGCAAAGCCUUACGUUCGAUGAAAUCAGACUAACUUUCACAAACACGUAAGUGUUUUAUCUGUACCACGGGCUUAUUAAUUUGUGCUAUCGAAUUUAGCAACUUGUUGUUAGUCAUUGUAGAUAAUUGUUUGGGCAUCUGAAACUUUUUAUGAUUAAUUAUUUGGUUAUCAUGUUUCAGCGUAUUAGGUUAUUUUCUGCAAACAAGUGUACUCUGCAUGUUGUUAUUCCCCUGUAGAUUUGUUCCUGAUGACCAGUCCAUCGAUCUGAUUAAUGUCGCUUUCCAAAGGAGAUGUACUGGUGUUUCUGUUAACAAUAGUGAUUGCUUGGACAAAGACUGUCUAAUUUCCGCCGAGGAGGCCCCUGACAGACAAACUGCCCUGAAAAGUUAUGAAGAGUUGUGCAAAUUAUCUGCCCGACGUAAAUGGAAUUUGAUAAAAAUUAAUGUAAAUGUCAGUGAGAUUUCAGAGGCCAGAGUUAAACAUGUAUGGCCAUUACUGCUUCCAGAACAUACAACUGUUUUAGAUGAUAGUCUAGGUUUAGCUCUUUGGUUUGCAGCCCGUGGAAAAGGUGUUUUACACAGUUCAAGUGAAUUCGAAGAGAAAUGCACUUCGUCAGCAAAGUUUCUGUUCCUCGGUUCUGGUAUAGAUGAACAAUUAGCUGGUUAUGCUCGUCAUCUAACAACAUAUAAGAAAUUCGGCCCAGAGGCACUACAAAACGAACUUUUAAAGGAAAUACUUUUUAUAUCUAAUCGUAACUUAGGAAGAGAUGAUCGAAUAAUUUCCGCUCAUGGACGAAUGCCGCGUUUACCUUAUCUUGACGAAAGAAUUGUGAAUUUUUUAGCUAAAAUUCCUUUGGAAUUUAAAAUAAAUCCAGAUCUGCCUAAAGGUCAAGGAGAGAAAUUUUUGUUACGUCAAGUUGCUUCAAUGUUGAAUUUGAAUUAUGCAUCUAAACAACCGAAACGUGCAAUGCAAUUCGGCAGUCGGGUGGCUAAAGCUGAAGGAUCUAAACGUUUGAUUGGAUCAGCUGACCAAAUAAAGUUCGCAUAUCAGUCUGAAUCACAUAAGUAGUUAUUACCAUCUAAUAAACUUUGUAUUAUGCAAUAGUACAACUAUCCUUAUUUUAUUACCCUGAUACAUAAAUACAUUACUUUUUAAAAAUAAAAAUACAACAAUUGAAAAAGUUCGAUUAUUUUCGUAUUUCUGGAAAUAAAAUCAGCGAUUAUCUAUUGAUAAUUUGUUUAUUUAAUCACAUAAACAUUGGUACAAGGAAACACCAAAUAUAUAUGCACCACACUUCGUCAUUCGAUCUGUAUGAAGACUGGAAUACUGCGCGGGUGCCCAAAACGAAACAGGUGGUUUUCUUAGGGAGCCACAUCCUGAGCCUUUGACCUACAAGUCUAACCCACAAGUCAGUGGAGAAACGUCAGGAGACACAGUCCCAUGAUAACCAGUGAUCAACAAUAGGUUCAUACGCCAUUUGUUCCUUCAGGAUCCUGAAGCCGAUGUACACCAUUGGUUUAGAAUCAGAGUUUUGCAACUGCUAUGUUCACCAACCCGGUUAGAGCUCCGGACAUUCGUUUUUCGUCCUCUCAAUUUCGUAAACAACAUCUCCACAACGAGGAGACAGUGAAUAGGACUUACUUGGCAAUGGCUGUAUUGAUAAUAUGGUUAUUUUUAUGCCAAGUAAAGUGUCAAUUAAUAUUUUGACCAUUUCCUUUUCUGUUUACAACAGGAUUUUAAUUUUUAAACUGUUAUCAUGAAUUAAUAUUGUUUAAGGUAGGUUCAAUUCGCCCAAAGAUAAUUGAAAAAUAGUAAUUGACGGUCGUGUUUACCUUUUCGAUCUGUACAACUGAAAUCACAAUAUUUUCUUAAUCAGACUUUAAAUCAUUGUCUAUGCAAAUGAUAACUGACUUCGAAAUUUUUUCAUCUUAAUUUUCCACUUCAAUCAAGCCAGUUGUAUUAGGUUAUUACAUACCUUCAUUAUUGUACUUCGUUCCUGAUAUUCAGUUACUGAUUUCCAAGUAUUAAUUUUGGGGCGAAGUUAUAAGAUGCUUAAUUUUCAAACCAUUGUUCUAAUUGGUUUUCGCUUCAUUUUAAAGUGAGCAUACAUUUUAGGAGAAAAAUGCUUCAGAUCCACUGUUACAUUGAAAGAGGAGCACAUUAAUUUUAAGCCCAAUUUUACCAUCAGUCUCUAUGCUUCACAGCAUCCUUUUUUGUGAACUUAUUUCUUCACUUGUCCACAAGUUAUCUUGGUACCUGUGCGGUUACGCCGCAGGAUCGUAUUGUACUGUUCAUAUGGUAAUGUAAAAACCUUAAAGGUAUCUGGUUCUUCUGAAAAUCAAUGCAAAGUUACCCUCCUCUAGGCGAUAUUUAUUUACAAUUGUGUGUGACUGUUUUUCACGUUCAUUUCCCCACUGUUAUCGUAAACUGACUUAUGCUACAGAUUAAUAGAAGAUUGGGAAUGCAACUCGAUAAUCAAUUGAUGAUUUGGUUAUUAUGAAACAAGUUAUAACUGGUUAUUAACAAAAAAAAAUACAAUUCAUAAAACACAAUAUCAAUUUAAUGCUCCCUACUAUUAGGGAUAUUGGUUUAGUGCGAAUUUUAUCUUUAAAUUACCUUGUUUCCUACA
Schistosoma haematobium is the source of this 6409-nucleotide messenger RNA. RefSeq names its product Asparagine synthetase domain-containing protein 1. The coding region runs from base 3997 to 4848 and encodes 283 amino acids. The record is from RefSeq and is a predicted model, not a curated record. Gene Ontology annotation, molecular function: asparagine synthase (glutamine-hydrolyzing) activity. NCBI's taxonomy places the organism in Eukaryota, Metazoa, Platyhelminthes, Trematoda, Strigeidida, Schistosomatidae. The transcript has 9 exons.